Molecule: messenger RNA, 555 nt
Organism: Rhizophagus irregularis DAOM 181602=DAOM 197198
Lineage: Eukaryota; Fungi; Glomeromycota; Glomeromycetes; Glomerales; Glomeraceae
Source: RefSeq, a predicted model, not a curated record
AUGAGUCUUAAAGAGCUUAGCCAGUAUGCGCCAGAAAUACUUGAGCUCUUGACAACUGGUGUGCCAAAGAGAAUUGGGCAAAGUAAAAGCCAAGUAUCUCCCAAAGAAGAAGGGGAUGGGUCAGAGGCUGGAGAAGUGAAUAUAUGUCAAAUUUCUGAUAGUGCUUAUUCUGAGGAAACUAUUAAAGAAAUGGCUCAUCAUAUUGUUCGAUCACUGGAAAAGGAUGAAGAGCGGGCUAAGCAAUUACUUAUAUGGAUUCAAAAUGCGAUUUCUUCUGAAGAGUUAAGAGACCCUGAAAAGCCUGGAUCUACAUACUUAAAUGCAUUUCUGAAGAAAGAUAAAUUUAUUCUUAAGCCUUAUGACUUGCUACUUCCUAGCUCUUUGCGCAAAUUGGGAUCAGUAUUUGCUGGCAUAACGCAUAUACCUAAGAAUCCGUCAAAAUUUAACACUUAUGCUAGGGAAGCCCUUCAACAUUUACCUGACAACCAUGUUUCUCCAUCUGAUAUGAUCAAACAAAUCCAUUCAACAUCUUUGAUAAAAACUAAUCACAUAUAA